This is a messenger RNA of Acanthaster planci (crown-of-thorns starfish), 2878 nucleotides long. RefSeq names its product solute carrier family 52, riboflavin transporter, member 3-B-like. Gene Ontology annotation, molecular function: riboflavin transmembrane transporter activity. The record is from RefSeq and is a predicted model, not a curated record. Lineage: Eukaryota; Metazoa; Echinodermata; Asteroidea; Valvatida; Acanthasteridae. Gene Ontology annotation, cellular component: plasma membrane. Gene Ontology annotation, biological process: riboflavin transport.
UAGAGCAACAAUGUAGUACACUGUACAUGUACUGUACAUACGCUCUGUUUUCCAGUUGAGGGUCCAAGUGGGGACCUUCGUCGCACCAAUUGCAAUCUUUCCAUUGACAAUUGGGCACGAGGAGGAAGUCAAAAGGAAGCAGUAGACUCGCACACCAGGCUCAGUGUUGAGGUGUUUAAUAGUUCCGUGAUUCGAUCAUUCACAGCACAGGGAAGUAAUUUCAUGAAUUAAGCGGGACAUACACACCGCACGUGGCAUGAUUGUAAUUGUGUAAGCGUCCUCGGCCGCUUACACAAGUGAAGAAUCAAAGCGAAGCAUAAUGCAUAUUAUUCUCAGCUCCGGAGUCAUUCAUAACUGUGGACGGCGAUGACCUGGCCCUGAACUUGCCGGUAGAGUCUGACAAAGGAGCGUUGACGGCCGCGUCCCCGGGCCAUCGAUUAUCGUCACACAGAUUGUGUAACAGAUCCCCCCGUAAAGGAGAAAGAGAUAAUCAUGGCUGAACAGGAGAAAAGCCCACUUCAUGUCCGCGUACCGGUCAUCGUACUCGUCAUGUUGUUCGGCACGGGAUCGUGGGUCGCUAUUAACGGUCUGUGGGUACAGCUUCCCCUCCUGGUCUCCCGCAACGUCCCGGAGGGCUACAACCUGGCCGCCUACCUCACUGUCAUCAUCCAGCUUGCCAACAUCGGCCCUUUGAUCUUCUCCCUGGCCAACUGUCUCAGCCCCAAGGGGCUGCACGUGGAGAUCCCGGCUAACUUCAUCAUCGUGUCCAUCGGGUGCGUCUCCACGCUGCUCUUGGUCUUCUUCUGGGACUACUACACGGUCUGGGCCAUCGACGGCGCCCUGCACAGCACGGCGCUGCUCUGCCUGGCUUUCUUCCUUUCCGUCGUGGACUGCACCUCCUCGGUGGCCUUCACGCCCUUCAUGUCAGUCCUUAAGAACUCCUACCUGACCUGGUACUUCAUCGGGGAAGGCCUGAGCUCGCUCCUGCCCAGCAUCGUGGCUCUCAUCCAAGGGGUUGGAACCAAGGAGUGCAUAGCGAACAACACCUAUAUCAACGAGACCAUGAUCGACGGCGUUGCCGUGAACCAGACGUGCACCAACUGGCUGCAGCGGGACACCCCCGAACGCUUCCCGCCCCAGAACUUCUUCGGGUUCCUCUUCGCAAUGAUGACAGCCUGCCUGGUGUCCUUCACCAUGCUGAACUACCUGCCGCUGGCCAAGCGCGAACACGUCAAGAAGUGCCGGCCCGAGACCGGGGAACCCAAGUUCGAGGACGCCCCGGUGAAAGGCGCGGAUAGCACCACCAUGCUGGUCUUGAGCGUCACGUCAUCUGGCGACGACGCGGCGUCCCAGAGGGACAUCGAUGUCCAGCCCGACGGAGACCAGACCACCGAGGGAAAGGUGGUCCGGUCCCAGCCGCCUCUAAGCCGUCGUCAGUUCGCCUACCUUUUCAUCAUCCUGGCGUUCGUGACGGCCAUGAGCAACGGGGCCCUGCCGUCCAUCCAGACCUACUCCUGCGCCCCAUACGGUCUCAACACCUACCUGAUAGCCUCCACCAUGGCCAACAUCGCCAAUCCCCUGGCGGCGUUCCUGGUGAUGCUUCUCCCCUCCCGGAGCCUGCCCUUGGUCGGUGUGACGAUGAGCGCUGGAGCUCUAGCGGCAGUGUUCUGCUUCUUAACUGCAGGGCUCAGCCCAGCUCCUCCUUUGCAGCAUGAAGUUGCCGGUGAUGCCAUCAUUAUUCUGGCCUGGAUCUUGGUCAGUGGAUUCUUUGUGUACACCAAGGCGACCAUUGCUUGGAUACUCCGUUGCCAGCCAGACAACCGCAAGCUGCUGAUUUGGUACGGUGGAGUAACUCAGAUCGGCUCCAUGAUCGGCGCUUUCGUCUUGUUCCCUAUCGUCACCUUCACGCAGUUGUUCGUGCCAUACUACGAGAACGCGUGUGACGGCAGGCCUAUUUGCGAGACCAUCGUUUAAUUAAUAGCUUCCUCAGAUAUCCGCUCCUUGCGUACUUGCUCAAGGUGUGAUUCCAUGUAAUGGUUUACAGCCUAAGGCCGGUUCAUCCUCGGUGUGAAUUGAACACGACUCGCACAAGCGCGAUUCUGUGAGGUCAGAUAAACUAGUAUCACUGUACUCUACGAAUUCGCGAAUUACUCGAGCGAAUUUCGCCAGAAACGUUUUGUAACUUCAAACGCACUUUGCGUGUAGGUUUGCCUGAAGUAUGAAGCAGCCUCCAUAGACAAGCGCUUUAGCAACUACCGACUUUGCACAAAAUGCUGUUCGGUCAAAGUGAUACAUGCCAAUUUUGUUAUCAGCAGUGCUGUCAUUAAUUGGAUUGUUUUUAUUUCGAAGUGGCUGGCGAUAAGAUACCGACGGAUUUGAAAAAAAAAGGUAUGCACGGAGCGGACACAGUUUAAGGGUUAUUCACCCUAUAGAUUUUCGUUAUUAAUAAGAAGUUUUAAAAACUUUUCUUGGCAGAAAGAAACUGGGAUGGCACUUUUAUUGAGGAAAAAAGUCCAGCUGGCCUUUUUUGUGUUCGAAAAUCAAACUUUGGAAACAAUGUUCUUCCACCCGUUUUUAUGACCAAAGCACCAGUUUCCGAGCUGUAUUGUAUUUUCAGAUUUUGUUAGUUUGUACGAACUGUAGGUUUACUGUGUCCUAUAUAUCGUAUAUCUCUUUCAAGCAUGUGAAGAUGGGACUAUUACUUUAAGAAAGUGAACAUGCAAAAAAUAAUGCAUCUGUUCUGACUGUGACGACUUGGCUGCCUUUUGUUUUUCCGUCUGUGUUUUACUAAAUUGCUGCAUUGCUUAAUGUGUGAAUCCAUUCUUGAUCAAUGAGUUUUUUGGCUGAGAAUCCUUUAAUAAAUAUAAGAGAAAUCUUC